AUACGGAUUGUAUAGUUCACCCUUUGAUCCGGUUCUCUUUGAUUUGGAAAUAAGUGGAUCUUCAUGUAAAAAUGUGUACAACAGCAGCACUGGAGUGCAGUCAGACGAAAUUGAUUUGUCUGAUGUCCUCUCAGGAAAUGGGAAAAUAAGUAGCUGUGCAGCUGCUGAAGGUAGUUUUACGUCCCUUACUGGACUUCUGGAAGUUGAACCUUUGCACUUUACCUGCGUUUCAACAAGUGAUGGAACUAGAAUAGAAAGGGACGAUGCAAUGAGUACUUUUGGGGUUACCCCAGCAGUUGGUGGCCUCUCAUCUGGAACGGUUGGGGAAGCGUCGACCGCACUGAGUUCAGCAGCCCAGGUAGCUUUGCAGUCUCUCUCUCAUGCAAUGGCUUCAGCCGAGCAACAGCUCCAGGUGCUGCAAGAGAAACAGCAGCAGCUUUUGAAACUUCAGCAACAGAAAGCUAAGCUGGAAGCAAAGCUACAUCAGACAACAGCGGUAGCUGCAGCAGUAGCAGCAUCAGCAGUUGGUCCUGUUCACAACUCUGUGCCUUCUAAUCCAGUUGCAGCCCCAGGGUUCUUUAUUCAUCCUUCAGAUGUCAUUCCACCCACACCAAAAACAACUCCUCUGUUCAUGACUCCACCUUUGACUCCACCUAAUGAAGCAGUUUCUGCAGUUAUCAAUGCGGAGCUUGCUCAACUUUUCCCUGGUUCAGUCAUUGAUCCUCCAGCUGUUAAUCUUGCUGCUCACAACAAAAAUACAAGCAAGUCCAGAACGAAUCCACUUGGAUCUGGUCUUGCUCUUGCAAUAUCUCAUGCUUCACACUUUCUUCAACCCCCACCUCAUCAGUCAAUUAUUAUAGAGCGAAUGCACUCAGGAGCAAGAAGAUUUGUGACAUUGGAUUUUGGAAGACCUAUAUUGCUGACAGAUGUAUUGAUCCCUACAUGUGGCGAUUUGGCUUCUUUGUCAAUUGACAUCUGGACUUUAGGCGAAGAAGUGGACGGGAGGCGGCUGGUAGUGGCUACGGACAUUAGCACCCACUCCCUUAUCCUACAUGAUUUGCUGCCACCCCCAGUUUGCAGGUUCAUGAAGAUCACUGUUAUUGGUCGAUAUGGUAGUACAAAUGCCAGAGCAAAAAUCCCAUUAGGAUUUUACUACGGUCAUACCUAUAUCUUGCCCUUUGAAAAUGAGCUGAAGCUCAUGCAUGAUCCCCUCAGAGGAGAAGGUGAAGCUUCAAAUCAGCCAGAAAUUGACCAACAUUUGGCAAUGAUGGUUGCAUUGCAAGAAGACAUACAGUGCAGGUACAACUUGGCUUGUCAUCGGUUGGAAAUCCUUCUGCAAAGCAUCGACCUUCCUCCUCUCAAUAGUGCUAACAAUGCCCAGUACUUUUUACGAAAGCCAGACAAGGCAGUAGAAGAAGAUAGCAGGGUAUUUUCUGCUUACCAAGACUGCAUUCAGCUACAGCUUCAACUCAAUUUGGCUCACCAUGCUGUUCAGAGGCUCAAAGUAGCUUUAGGUGCAAGCAGAAAAACACUGAAGGAGCAAUCUGACCCAAAAGAGUUGAUUCAGAUGUCAUCCACAGAACAGUUACGCACCAUCAUUAGAUACUUACUGGAUACUUUGCUCAGUUUGCUUCAUUCUUCCAAUGGACACUCUGUUCCUGUGGUUCUGCAAAGUACUUUUCAUGCUCAAGCUUGUGAGGAAUUAUUUAAACACCUGUGUAUAAGUGGAACUCCAAAGAUAAGAUUGCAUACUGGCCUUCUACUUGUUCAGUUGUGUGGAGGAGAAAGAUGGUGGGGCCAGUUUCUUUCAAAUGUGCUACAGGAAUUGUACAAUUCGGAGCAACUUCUCAUAUUCCCACAGGACAGGGUCUUCAUGUUGCUUUCAUGCAUUGGCCAAAGAUCACUUAGCAACAGUGGCGUUUUAGAAAGUUUACUUAAUCUUCUGGAUAACCUGCUGUCACCACUGCAACCUCAUUUACCUGUGCACAGAAGAACUGAAGGAGUAUUAGACAUUCCCAUGAUCAGCUGGGUUGUAAUGCUGGUAUCCAGACUGCUGGAUUAUGUAGCUACUGUUGAAGAUGAAGCAGCCACAGCUAAGAAGCCUUUGAAUGGAAAAGAGAGGGAACGAUUUGUGACAGGAAACCAGUGGAGUUUUAUUAAUAACAGCCUUCACACUCAGAGUUUGAGCAGAUCUACUAAAGGCAACAGUAGCCUAGACAGACUAUAUUCCAGAAAGAUCAGAAAACAGCUUGUUCAUCAUAAACAGCAACUUAACUUAUUAAAAGCAAAGCAGAAGGCUUUGGUGGAACAGAUGGAAAAAGAGAAAAUACAAAGCAACAAAGGAUCAUCAUAUAAACUUUUAGUAGAACAGGCAAAACUAAAGCAGGCUACUUCAAAGCACUUCAAGGACUUAAUACGCUUACGUCGGACUGCUGAAUGGCCUCGUUCUACAUUAGAUACAGAAGUAUCAGCAGCUAAAGAAACUCCAGAUAUCGAACCACUUCCAUUUACACUGGCACAUGAACGUUGUAUUUCUGUGGUGCAGAAGCUGGCACUGUUUCUCUUGUCCAUGGACUUUACGUGUCAUGCAGAUUUACUUCUGUUUGUUUGUAAGGUACUUGCUAGAAUUGCAAAUGCUACAAGGCCAACAAUACAUUUGUGUGAGAUUGUGAAUGAAACUCAGCUGGAAAGACUGUUGUUGCUUCUGGUUGGGACCGACUUUAACAGAGGAGACAUCUCCUGGGGAGGAGCAUGGGCUCAAUAUUCUCUGACUUGCAUGCUGCAGGAUAUUUUAGCAGGAGAGUUGUUGGCACCUAUUGCAGCUGAAGCUAUGGAAGAAAGCACCUUGGGCGAAGAUACUGGAGCUUCAGCUGGGGAUUCUGAUGACUCUCUCCAGCAACCAACAGUUCAAUUAGUGGAGACCAUAGAUGAGCCAUUGACACAUGACAUCACAGGUGCUCCACCUCUUUCAUCUUUGGAAAAAGAUAAAGACAUUGACCUGGAAUUACUGCAAGACCUCAUGGAAGUUGAUAUUGAUCCUUUGGAUAUUGAUCUGGAAAAAGAUCCCCUUGCAGCCAAAGUCUUCAAGCCUAUAAGCAGCACCUGGUAUGAUUACUGGGGUGCUGAUUAUGGUACCUACAAUUACAAUCCUUACAUUGGAGGUGUUGGAAUUCCUGUUGCAAAACCACCGGUAGCAACAGAGAAGAAUGGAUCGCAAACUGUGAGCGUAUCUGUCUCCCAAGCUUUAGAUGCACGUCUAGAAGUUGGACUUGAACAGCAAGCUGAGCUAAUGCUGAAAAUGAUGUCCACCCUCGAGGCUGAUUCCAUCCUACAGGCAUUAACAAACACAUCUCCUACAUUAACCCAGUCUCCCAGUGGAACAGAUGAUUCAUUGCUGAGGGGGUUACAUGCUGCGAACCAGAAUGCACAAUUGAUGGUGCAGUUGUCAUCUGUACCUAUGCUGAGUGCCUGCUUCAACAAACUCUUUUCCAUGCUCCAAGUUCAUCAUGUUCAGCUUGAAAACCUUUUACAGUUAUGGCUCACAUUAAGCCUGAAUUCCAGUUCCUCUGGUAGUAAAGAUAAUGGCGCUGAUAUUUUCCUGUAUAAUGCUAAUCGAAUACCUGUAAUUUCUUUAAACCAAGCUUCUGUGACUAGUUUUCUAUCAGUUCUGGCAUGGUAUCCUAAUACCUUACUCCGGACAUGGUGCCUGGUGCUUCACAGCUUAACUCUUAUGACAAAUAUGCAGCUUAAUGCUGGUCCAAGCAGUGCCAUCGGAGCUCAGGAAAGUACUGCCCAAUUACUGGUGUCAGAUCCCAACCUCAUCCAUGUCUUGGUGAAAUUUCUUUCUGGCACCAAUCCUCAUGGAACAAAUCAACACAGUCCACAGGUUGGGCCAACAGCUACACAAGCUAUGCAAGAAUUUCUUACUCGAUUGCAAGUGCAUCUUUCUUCAACAUGUCCUCAGAUGUUCAGUGAAUUUUUAUUGAAGUUAGUACAUAUACUUUCAACAGAAAGGGGUGCUUUCCAGACAGGCCAGGGACCCUUGGAUGCACAAGUGAAACUCUUGGAGUUUACUUUGGAGCAGAACUUCGAAGUUGUGUCCGUUAGCACUAUUUCUGCAGUAAUCGAGUCUAUAACCUUCCUCGUGCAUCAUUACAUUACGUGUUCAGACAAAGUGAUGUCUCGCAGCGGCUCAGACAGCUCCGUAGGGGCUCGAGCGUGUUUUGGAGGACUUUUUGCCAACAUUAUUCGUCCAGGCGAUGCCAAAGCAGUUUGUGGAGAAAUGACAAGGGAUCAACUUAUGUUUGAUUUGUUAAAGCUGGUCAACAUUUUAGUUCAGCUGCCACUUUCCAGUAACCGAGAAUAUAGUGCCCGUGUUCCAGUUGCAAGCAGUACUACAGACAGCGUGUCUGAUGAAGAAAAGGUUUCAGGAGGCAAGGAUGGCAAUGGAAACAAUUCCAGUACUCAAGGGUCGACCGCAUAUGUGGCAGACUUGGUCUUAGCCAACCAACAAAUUAUGAGCCAGAUUUUGUCUGCCCUUGGCCAGUGCAACAGCAGCGCUAUGGCAAUGAUUAUUGGUGCAAGUGGCUUACAUCUAACUAAACACGAAAACUUUCAUGGUGGAUUAGAUGCAAUAUCAGUUGGAGACGGGUUGUUCACUAUCCUGACCACACUUAGUAAAAAAGCAACGACGGUGCAAGUGAUGCUUCAGCCAAUUCUUACCUACAUGGCCUGUGGAUACAUGGGAAGACAGGGUUCUCUCGCCACUUGUCAGUUAUCUGAGCCACUGCUCUGGUUCAUUUUACGAGUGUUGGACACAAGUGAGGCACUGAAGGCUUUCCAUGAUAUGGGUGGUGUUCAGCUUAUUUGUAACAACAUGGUAACAAGCACAAGAGCUAUUGUUAACACUGCAAGAAGUAUGGUUUCAACUAUUAUGAAGUUCCUUGACUCUGGUCCCACCAAAGCAACAGACAGCAGUUUGAAGGCCAGAGUGCUAGCUUCUGAGCCUGAUAAUGCAGAAGGGAUUCACAAUUUUGCCCCUUUGGGCUCCAUCACUUCGAGCAGUCCCACUGCCCAGCCUGCUGAAGUGCUGUUACAGGCUACUCCUCCACACAGACGAGCCCGGUCUGCCGCGUGGUCCUACAUCUUCCUGCCCGAGGAAGCUUGGUGCGACCUCACCAUCCACCUUCCUGCAGCCGUGCUGCUCAAGGAGAUCCACAUCCAGCCUCAUCUGGCCUCUCUUGCAACUUGCCCUUCAUCAGUAUCGGUGGAAAUAAGUGCAGAUGGUGUGAAUAUGUUACCUUUGUCAACUCCUGUUAUCACAAGUGGUCUCACAUACAUAAAAAUCCAGCUCGUGAAAGCUGAGGUGGCCUCGGCUGUCUGUCUCCGUCUCCAUCGUCCCCGAGAUGCUAGUACACUGGGCCUCUCUCAGAUCAAACUGUUGGGCCUCACAGCCUUUGGAAACACCUCGUCUGCCACAGUCAAUAAUCCGUUCCUUCCUUCUGAGGAUCAGGUCUCCAAAACAAGUAUUGGAUGGCUCAGAUUGUUACACCACUGCCUCACGCACAUAACUGAUUUGGAAGGGAUGAUGGCUAGUGCUGCAGCACCCACUGCUAAUCUGUUGCAGACGUGUGCUGCUCUGCUCAUGUCCCCUUACUGCGGGAUGCAUUCACCAAACAUCGAGGCUGUGCUUGUAAAAAUUGGCCUUCAGUCCACCAGAAUAGGCCUCAAAUUGAUUGACAUUCUUCUAAGAAACUGCUCAGCGUCGGGGAGCGACCCUGCAGAUCUGAAUAGCCCUUUACUGUUUGGAAGAUUAAAUGGUCUCUCUUCUGACUCCACAAUAGACAUUCUUUAUCAGCUUGGAACAACUCAGGAUCCUGGAACAAAAGAUAGAAUUCAAGCACUGCUAAAAUGGGUCAGUGAUUCCGCCAGAGUUGCAGCUAUGAAAAAAAGUGGCCGGGUCAGCUAUAUUUGUCCAAACAGCUCAACAAGAGAGUAUGGUCUUUUGAUGCCAUCUCCUUCCCAUUUGCACUGUGUAGCAGCAAUUUUGUGGCAUAGUUAUGAACUGCUUGUUGAAUACGAUUUACCAGCUUUGCUGGACAGAGAGCUCUUUGAAUCCCUGUUUAACUGGUCAAUGUCUCUUCCUUGCAACAUGGUUCUGAAGAAAGCUGUUGACAGUUUACUUUGCUCAAUGUGCCACAUCCAUCCAAAUUACUUUUCCCUACUCAUGGGAUGGAUGGGUAUCACUCCUCCUCCAAUGCAGUGUCAACACAGACUGUCCAUGACUGAUGACAGCAAAAAGCAGGACCUUAGCUCAUCUUUAACAGAUGACUCUAAAAACGCACAAGCGCCUCUUGCACUAACGGAGUCUCACCUGGCUACUCUCGCUGCCUCAUCUCAGUCUCCUGAAGCUAUCAAACAGUUGUUGGACUCAGGUUUGCCCUCUCUGCUUGUAAGAAGUCUUGCUAGUUUUUGCUUUAACCAUACUGCUAGCUCGGACUGCUCUCCGCAACCAGCGGAUCCCACCCAGGAGAGGCUCAGGAGGCAUCAUGUUCCACAGCACUUUAAUAAAAUGCCCAUCACGGCAGACCUGGUUGCUCCUGUUCUCAGGUUUUUGACAGAAGUUGGCAAUAGCCACAUCAUGAAGGACUGGUUGGGUGGUUCUGAAGUCAAUCCAUUGUGGACAGCACUUUUAUUUCUGUUGUGCCAUUCUGGUGCUACUUCUGGAGGACACAACGUCCCACCACAACAGACCAGUACAAGAUCUAGCUUGCUUUCUUCAACUGUAACAGCAGGGUUGACCACUCAGCAGCGAACAGCAAUUGAAAAUGCAACAGUUGCUUUCUUCUUACAAUGCAUUUCUUGUCAUCCUAAUAACCAGAGACUUAUGGCACAGGUUCUCUGUGAAUUGUUCCAGUCCUCUCCUCAGCGUGGGAAUCUCCCAACCUCUGGAAAUAUUUCAGGAUUUAUUAGGAGGCUUUUUUUGCAGCUGAUGCUGGAGGAUGAGAAAGUGACAUUGUUUCUUCAGUCUCCUUGUCCCCUCUACAAAGGUAGAAUUAAUGCUACCAGUCAUGUGAUUCAACAUCCAAUGUAUGGAGCAGGACACAAAUUCCGCACUCUUCAUUUGCCAGUUUCAACAACUCUAGCAGAGGUUCUUGAUCGCGUGUCAGAUACACCCAGUAUCACAGCUAAAUUGAUUAAUGAACAGAAAGAAGAUAAGGAAAAAAAGAACUAUGAAGAGAAAGAAAAAGUUAAAGCAGAAAAUGGAUUUCAGGACAAUUACAGUGUUGUUGUUGCUUCUGGUUUGAAAUCUCAGUCAAAAAGAGCUGUUUCAUCCACUCCCCCACGCCCACCGUCAAGGCGAGGAAGAGUGAUGGCAGAUAAAGUAGGAACCUCUUCUUCAGGAGGAGAAUCUUCCAGCAAGACCAUUAGUGUUCCAGUCUUUCACCUAUAUCAUAAACUUCUACCAGGCCAACCAUUACCAGCUGAAAUGACACUUGCCCAGCUUCUAACUCUGCUGUACGACCGUAAACUCCCUCAAGGCUACCGAUCAAUAGAUUUGACUGUGAAGCUCGGUUCCAAAGUCAUCUCAGAUCCAAGCUUAUCAAAAACGGACUCAUUUAAACGACUGCACACAGAAAAGGAACAUGCAGAUUUAUUGGGACCUUGCCCUGAAGAUGAAGCAAUCAGCCCUGGUGAUGAGUGUAUGGAUGCGGUGCUGGAUGAAUCACUUCUUGAAACGUGUCCCAUUCAGUCUCCACUGCAAGUUUUUGCAGGAAUGGGUGGAUUGGCCCUCAUUGCAGAGAGACUCCCUAUGCUUUAUCCUGAUGUGAUUCAACAAGUGAGCACUCCGGUGGUUACGUCGACCGCGCAGGAAAAGCAGAAGGACAGCGAUCAGUUCGAGUGGGUUACCAUUGAGCAGUCGGGGGAGCUGGUGUACGAAGCACCAGAAACUAUCGCUGCAGAACCUCCACCCAUCAAAUCCACAGUUCAGACUAUGUCUCCCAUUCCUGCACAUUCUUUGGCUGCCUUUGGCUUAUUUCUCCGCCUCCCUGGCUAUGCUGAGGUGCUGCUAAAAGAACGGAAACAUGCUCAGUGUCUGUUGAGAUUGGUGUUGGGAGUUACAGAUGAUGGUGAAGGAAGUCACAUCCUGCAGUCUCCUUCGGCCAACGUGCUCCCCACUCUGCCCUUCCACGUGCUGCGCAGCCUGUUCAGCUCUACGCCCUUGACUACUGACGACGGGCUGCUGCUUAGGCGCAUGGCCCUGGAAAUUGGGGCCAUCCACCUCAUCCUCGCUUGCCUGUCUGCUCUGAGCCACCACGCGCCCCGAGUGCCCAACUCCAGCCCCAACCAGGCAGAGCCACAGGUGUCAAGCACACACAACACUGCAUCGACAGAAGAACAGCAGUUGUACUGGGCUAAGGGAACAGGCUUUGGAACGGGCUCCACAGCUUCAGGAUGGGAUGUUGAACAAGCUUUGACUAAGCAAAGGCUAGAAGAAGAGCAUGUCACCUGCCUUUUACAGGUUCUUGCUAGUUACAUAAAUCCUGCAGGGAGUACAUCAAAUGGAGAGACUCAGAGCAGCCAUGAAGGCAGAGGACAGAACAGCAGCGCUCUCCCAUCCGUUCUCCUGGAGCUCCUCAGUCAGUCUUGCCUCAUUCCAGCAAUGUCGUCCUACCUCCGCAAUGAUUCAGUUCUGGAUAUGGCCCGGCACGUUCCCCUCUAUCGAGCCCUGCUGGAACUGCUCCGUGCUAUUGCAUCUUGCACGUCUAUGGUGCCACUCCUGCUUCCUCUGUCUGGAGAAAACAGUGACGAGGACGAAGAGCACUUGGAAUCACAAGCUUCCGUGGGGACUUUGCUGGCUAAAAUGAAGACCUGUGUAGACACCUACACCAACCGGCUGAGGUCUAAAAAAGACAAAGCAAAAGCAGGAGUCAAGCCAGAUGCUUCUGAUCAAGAACCAGAGGGACUGACACUUUUGGUACCAGACAUCCAGAAGACUGCUGAGAUAGUUUAUGCUGCUACCACCAGCUUGCGCCAAGCAAACCAAGAAAAGAAGAUGGCUGAAUACUCCAAAAAAGUUGCUGUGAAGCCCAAGCCUUUGUCUGUUUUACGGUCUCUUGAAGAAAAGUAUGUGGCUGUCAUGAAAAAACUCCAGUUUGAUACGUUUGAAAUGGUUUCUGAAGACGAUGAUGGCAAAUUGGUUUUUAAAGUGAAUUACCACUACAUGUCUCAGGUGAAAAAUGCAAGUGACGCCAACAGUGCUGCCCGAGCUCGACGUCUUGCUCAAGAAGCUGUGACUCUCUCAACAUCGCUGCCUCUCUCCUCCUCAUCCAGCGUCUUUGUACGCUGCGAUGAGGAGCGGCUUGACAUUAUGAAGGUUCUAAUUACUGGUCCAGCAGAUACCCCUUAUGCAAAUGGUUGCUUUGAAUUUGAUGUAUAUUUUCCACAAGACUAUCCUAAUUCCCCUCCACUUGUGAAUCUGGAAACAACUGGAGGACACAGCGUCAGAUUUAAUCCAAACCUCUACAAUGACGGCAAGGUAUGUUUAAGCAUACUUAACACAUGGCAUGGAAGGCCAGAAGAGAAGUGGAAUCCCCAGACAUCCAGUUUUUUGCAGGUGUUAGUGUCUGUCCAGUCGCUAAUAUUAGUAGCAGAACCAUAUUUUAAUGAACCGGGUUAUGAACGAUCAAGGGGCACUCCGAGUGGUACCCAGAGUUCCAGAGAGUAUGAUGGAAAUAUUCGACAGGCAACAGUCAAGUGGGCAAUGCUUGAACAAAUCAGAAAUCCAUCGCCGUGCUUUAAGGAGGUUAUCCACAAACAUUUUUACUUGAAACGAGUGGAGAUCAUGGCUCAGUGUGAGGAGUGGAUAGCAGACAUACAGCAGUACAGCAGUGACAAACGGGUAGGCAGGACGAUGUCUCAUCAUGCUGCAGCUCUUAAGCGUCAUACAGCUCAACUGCGGGAAGAGCUCCUAAAACUUCCCUGUCCUGAAGGAUUGGAUCCAGAUACUGAUGACUCCGCAGAAAAGUGCGGUGCCACAACAAGCUCAGAAGAGACUAUGUUGCACGAACAGGUUAAACCAAGCAGCAGUAAAGAUAUCCCAAGUGAUUUCAAGUUAUGAGCUGCAUUGACAUGGACUUUCUAGACGCAAAGGCUUUGAAGCACAAGCCAAAUAUGUCAAUAUUUGUAUGUAAGAAGCUAAUUAUGUAAUAGGUAAUGAAAUUGAAACUAUACUAUGCCCUUAAGGAUAUACAGUUUAAUUCAAAAUGAUCUUUUAUUUACCUGUACAAGAGUGUAAACUUUUUUGUGCUUUUAUUUUUCAAUUGUGAGAACCACUGAUUGGUAUGUUUAAAAAGUUAUGUAUACAAGAAAUGGAUAAAUCACUGAUAUAUAAGGGAAACUACCUUAGGAAAGAAUGUUUACUGAAUGUUUAUUAUUUUUUUUUACUUGUAGAGUGAGGACGGUUGUAACAAAGAAUAUAUAUUGGUCAUUCUUACAGCUCCUAUUUAAAGUCAGAAAAUUUUCACUGAAUUUGAUAGAUUUUACGUUUGGCCAUAUAUUCAUGCUCAUAUUUGAUUCUAAAGAAAACCUCCUGUAUACUUCAAUAAAAGUUAAAUGGACAUGAUCCCUCUUUUAUGAUUUACUGGUACAUUUUUUAAAUAAACUGCCAUAAAAUACAUUAUAGCUGAAGACUUGCACUUGUAUGACUGAAUUCAUUACAGUCAACGUAUUUAAUUUUAUGCUUAGUAAUUCUAAAAUGCAGAUGAAAUAAAUGCACAUGGUUUUACCUCAUGCUAAAAUUUGGACUUAUGAAUUUAUCUUUUUAGCUCUUUUAUGCAAAUUAACAGUAUUCCAAUUUUUUUUUC
Molecule: messenger RNA, 10868 nt
Organism: Tinamus guttatus (white-throated tinamou)
Lineage: Eukaryota; Metazoa; Chordata; Aves; Tinamiformes; Tinamidae
Source: RefSeq, a predicted model, not a curated record